AUGGAUGAGUCCUCAGUGGAGCUGGUGGGCCGGCUCACCUGCGUGGCCAGCUGCAUAGACGUACCGUGCGUGCUGGUGGGCAACGAGGACAGCUGCCUGGUGGCCGUGGACCUGGUGCUGCCGCUGAACCCGCGCAUCGUCUGGACGGCCCGCGUCUGUGAGGCGGCCGUGACCAGCAUCACCGUGAGCCCGAGCGGCCGCGUGGCCGUGGUGCUCACCGCAGACGGCGGCGCCUACCUGCUGUCGGCGCAGCCGUCGGCCGGGUUCAGCGUGCGCGCCCAGCUCCAGACGGACGGCACGCCCACCGCCGUCGACACCUUCCAGCGGAUGAGCGAAAAUGGACCCGAGGACAUGCUGGCCCUGCUGGUCACCUCAGCCGCAGAGCUGCUCAGUUUCGUGCGCUUGGUGAUCGUGCGCGACCUGGAGGUGGUCGGCUCGGUCACCUACGGCCUGAACACGGUGUGCGCCGGCCUCGCGAUGCACAGCGCCGCCUCUGUCGUCUACACCAUGGCCGUCCAAGACCGCUCGCUCUGCUGCUUCACUCUCCGGGAGCCGGACCAGCUGAUGGAGGAGCAGGUGUCGGACCUGAUCUGGAAGCCGGACGCGUCGGCGCCCAGCGAGCACGAGCUGCGCCGGGUGCUGGUGCGCACCGUUGGCCGCUUCGUGCUGACGGCGGCCGACGACGGCAUGGUGCGCGGCCGACCCGACGACCUCAACAACAAGGAAAAGGGCCCGCUGGGCGACCGACACUCGCGGCAGACCCAUCAGGCCAGCUCUGGCGGCGUCCGCUCGUUUGAGGUGCAGCCGAGUGGCAAGGAGGCGGCGCUCGUGGGCUUCGACGGCACCCUGAUGCGCAUCUCCCUGCCGUACAACCAGUCGGGCUCGGGCCGGCGGCGCCGCUCCACCUACUUCGAGAAUCCGGUGGUGCCCGAGGCGCGCUACGUGGCCGCCAUGCGCCCGCUGACGCAGAUCGAUCUGAUGACUAUGCCGCCCACCUGGCGAGAGCUGACGGCUGAGCAGGCCUGGCGUCGACGGGAGUCGGAGCUGGUGGCCAUCCGCGAGCGUAUCAGAGAGGGUGUGCAGACGCUCCCGCACUAA
Messenger RNA from Pollicipes pollicipes, 1098 nucleotides. RefSeq lists its product as uncharacterized. Gene Ontology annotation, molecular function: protein binding. The transcript has 8 exons. Gene Ontology annotation, biological process: cilium assembly. The record is from RefSeq and is a predicted model, not a curated record. Lineage: Eukaryota; Metazoa; Arthropoda; Thecostraca; Pollicipedomorpha; Pollicipedidae. Gene Ontology annotation, cellular component: axoneme. Bases 1 to 1098 code for a protein of 365 amino acids.